This is a messenger RNA of Spea bombifrons (plains spadefoot toad), 558 nucleotides long. Its product is annotated as integumentary mucin B.1-like. The transcript is spliced from 5 exons. Lineage: Eukaryota; Metazoa; Chordata; Amphibia; Anura; Pelobatidae. Bases 1 to 558 code for a protein of 185 amino acids. The record is from RefSeq and is a predicted model, not a curated record.
AUGGAACAUCAUGAAGGUGCAAACGACAAACCACAAAAUAUAUUUCUAAUGGUUGUGCUUUGUGUGCAGCAUGGUGAUAUGUGGUCUAUAGGCUGUGAAGUUUGCAAAUGUAAUGGAAAAACAGGACAGAUGGAGUGUUUUCCGUAUCCAUGUGAGCAAGACAUAGCCUGUAACGAAAAUGAAAGAAUAGUAUUCGACAAGCCAUCUUUAAAUUCAGGAAAAUCAUGUUGUGGACACUGUGUGCCAGUGACCUGUCGAUUUAAUCACACAGAGUAUGAGGUUGGAGCUACUUUUAGAGAUCCAGCUUAUCCAUGUGUAUCAUAUUCCUGUGAGCUAUCUGGUUUGUCAGUGACUGUUAACACAUGCCCAAAUCAAUUAACUUGUUCAGAGGACAGAAGAAGCUAUGAUGAAAAUGGAUGUUGCUAUACUUGUGACACCAAAUGUAAACCAUCCCCUUCUUUAAUAAAAAUACAGCAUGAUCUCCAAGAACACAAGAACUGCUCGGGAAUGAUAUCAAUCACAAAAUGUAGUGGUGAUUGCCAAGCAACAGAAGUGUAA